Molecule: messenger RNA, 3242 nt
Organism: Didymodactylos carnosus
Lineage: Eukaryota; Metazoa; Rotifera; Eurotatoria; Philodinida; Philodinidae
Source: the annotation of a GenBank genome assembly
AUGGCUAUUCCUACCGACAACCGCGAAUUUUACAAAAUAUUAAAUGAUGAUGAUUUACUGUCUCAAUUUGUUUGUGAUCAAAAUUUGGCUCAGAAAAGUGAAGAACAUACAUGCUACUGUGGCUCACCAAUGGUCGAUGGUACAAGAAAGAAGACGCUCAAAGAUGGUACUGUAAAGAUCUAUCCAACAAUGCGGUGUACUAAUAGACAAUGUCGUAAUCAAGUGUGUCAAGAGAAGCUGAAUGAUGCUCCGCAAAUGGGUGAUAUUGGUGAAGUUGUACAAAUAGAUGAAUCGUUAUUUCGUGGUAAGCGUAAGUAUAAUCGUGGCCCUUUAUUACAGGGGAAUAGUAACAAUGCAGUGGGAGCCGCCGCCAACAACAAUAACAAUCGUCUUGUACAAUAUAAGCCAUGCAGAAGAGAGAUAGUCUGUUCAUUUCUCUUUCUGCCGCACAAGGAAAGAGAAGGGUGAAUGAAUCGACAGCCAUCGGGUCUGAACUGCAGUGACAAGCGAUGACUUUUUAUGACUACAUGUAGCUAUUUGUGCGUGACAGCCGUGGUAUGGCCAUGGUGAGAGUGAAUCCUCGUGACAAACGAUGACUCCUAGUGACUAUCAGUGACUUUUAGUGAAUCAGUAGACCAUAAUGGUUCUAUCGAGUCCAUGAGCCCCACCAAAUCUGUGCUAAGUUUAUUUCAAGUAAGAGAUGUUACAUAAAAAUCUUGGCAACGUUUGUUUGCUAGUGCAGCACAACACUGAUUGAUAGAACGUUUUGUUGAACGAUUCGUGGCGAAAUACUGUUAAUAAUACUUUAAACAAUUUGAAUUCGUGAGUGACGUGUUCAACAUAGACUCGAUAUGAAGAGAGAGUAGCGUUGGAUAUACAUCGUUGAAAGUUAGUCACGUUCGCACCUCUAAGUUCAUUUCGUCGGAAGAGCGUCAGAAUCGGUGGUUUAUUCGCAAAAUCUCUAUCUCCAUUGGUGAAGGUUAACGGUGGUAUCGGUUUGUUUUGGGAAUUCAUCAAUUUGAAUACCCGGGAGUCGUGCCAUGAACCAGAAAAUCCAGCAGCAAAAAAGAUUAAUCGACGAUUAGUAUCAAUAACGUACAAAGAUAUCAGACAGUAAUACUUCUGCUUUCCAGAAUAGAAAUAUCGUUGUUGCUGUCCUACACAACACAAGAUCAAUUCAAUUAGAUGAUUGUUCUGACGGUUGAUCAUGGUGGCUAACUGGUAUUGCUGAACGGUCUAUUCUCUUUUCUGAAGAAGGGGUUUUACGGAGGCUAAAAAAGCUUAAGAGCGAGUAUCUGAGAAAAUGAGAAACACUUGGAGACUUCGAAUGAAACGAUGUCUCGAAUUUGGCUGAAAUUUUUAUAUUUCCUCGACUGUAGGGAGAGUCUUAUGGAAAAAAUAGUUUUUCUGUUUGUGUCAGGUCAAAAGUCAAGGGUCAAAGGAAGACAUGAGGUUUUGAGAGGAAGAGGUUGUAUGAAAGUAUUCCGUGAGAAUCAGAGGUCAAACUCAAAACAAGCAUCCUCUCGGUCCGGCGAGGAUCAUAUCUGAAUAAUCAAGGCGAGUUUUCUCGAUAAGCAAGCCGAGUUUAGGGGCCCGGGCGACGGCUACCUAGAGGUUUCCGAUGAUUUCCUCACAAAUGCGAUGGAAUACACCCCACUGGUUAUCAUCCGAGGGUUGAGGUUGAGGAUUAGGGGUGAGGUCGAGUUAGGAUGAGUGAAUAAAUCAAUGAGUGAGUGUAUGGUGGCGAGUGAGAGAGUGUGAAUGGGUAGAAGAGGAGCGCAAGGGAUAGGAGAGGCAAAUUGAGUAAGAGUAAGUGAGCUAGAGAGAAUCAGGAGGCAAGAAUAGAGGAAAGAGAAAAGGAGAUCGAUAGAGACUAAGAGAUUAUAGAGAAGUAGAGGAGGGAUGAGAGUAUCGAGGAAAAAAGAAAUUAGUUCCCUCGACUGUACGGAGGGUCUCAUCAAAAAAAAGUUUGUCGGUUUGUCUGUUUGUGUGUAUCAGGUCAAAAAAAACACAUAGGUGAACACAUUUUCUCUAGCGUAGUCCGUCGUUGAACUGUUGAACUAUGGCGACUCAAUGAACAGGUGAGGCAGUGAAGGACAGCGAGAGAGAAAAUGAGAGUAGAUGGAUGACGGCAGAGCGAGAGGAGACGUGAUUCAGGGAGACACAGGAUAGAUGGAAAGAGUGAUGGCCCAACGAGAGCGAAGGAACAGAGAACGGGAGAGAGAGGGAAAGACAGAGGGCAAGGAGAAAGAGGCAGUUGCAAGACCUGGGUUAUCGAUAAUUUCUUUUCGAUCGCGGUGACUCGCACCCCUCCAGUCAGCAUCUAAGGGUUGAGGGUGUUCGUUAGAGUAAGGUUCAAUCAGGGUGAGUGAAUAAAUCAGUGAGCGAGUGUACGGCAGCCAGUAAGAGUAUCUGGGUGGGUGGAGGAGGAGGGUAAGGGACAGCAGAGACAGAUCCAGCGACAGUAAGUGAGCGAGCGACGAUGAGGGAACAAGUGCACAGGAGAGAGAAGAGAAGAUCGACAGAGACUGACGAGGGAAGGCCACCGACUGAUCCCUCGCUUUUGAGCUUUGACUUAGUUGACAAGGGGUAAUCGAACAUGCUGAUUCCGAAUAUCAUAAUGGUUUUUGCCCGCUUUCACCUUAAAGCCCCGUUUUUCAAAGAUCUUGGUUUUUAGGCCGAAAAAUCAUUUGCACCAAAAAAAUUUUUUGAUCUGUCCAUAUGAAAGAGCACAUCGCAAAACCAACAAAAUACCUCUUUUCAAGGCUCUUUGUGAGGUUUUGAGCGAGUUUUUUAGGCCGAGAACUAAAAAAACAGCGAAAAACCGAUUUUUCUCUGUACACAUUUCCGUACAGAAAAUUCGUGUUUUUUUUCUUUUCGUUCUGUUUUUUAACUCAUCAAACGCAUUCAGUACUUGUUUGUGGCAUACUUGACACAAUCCAGCUUCGAUAGAUUGUGAUAGAAAAGAAAGCUAUGUCCGAAAUGUAGUGAAAAGAUAAUAUUCGAGGAAUGAAAGAUGAAUGAUUCAGUACACUGGGGAAACCGAUAGCAUAAUACGCUUGAGAAGAAUAGUUUCUAAAACUAUUUGUAAUAUUUAAUCUCACAUCGAAGUGUAAGUUGAAAAUAAAACAGUCAACGCGAAAUGCGGUACUGAAAUGUGAGAAGUAUCCGUUCAGUUAAACGAUCUCUUAUAAUUUCACGUGAAAAUAAAAUGAACGCACAGAAUAUCGUCUCAACUUUGA